GGAAUGUUCUGGUUCUCUUGCGGAAGUCUCGCGCAUACUUGGCUCGCGACCAAACUAAAAAACAGCGACUGGAGCGACGAGAAGGGAGUCAGCGGCCCUUUGGCUGAGCACGUCUGGAUUUUGGAGGAAAGAAGCGUAGAUUAUUAAAAUGACAAGAGGAAACCAGCGUGAGCUUGCACGCCAGAAAAAUGCCAAAAAGCAUACUGAACAGACUAAAGGGAAGAGGAAUGAAGAUGGGCUGUCUGCUGCUGCCCGGAAACAGAGAGAUGCCGAGAUAAUGCAACAGAAGCAGAAAAAGGCAAAUGAAGCUGGGAAAGGAAGCACGAAGGCCAAGUGAAGAAUGAAGUCUCAGUGUCUCAAGAACAUCCCGCACUCAGCGUUCUACCUGAUAUUUAUGAGAAAGGAUCUUUCAUUUUUGUCUAAACUCAAGAAUCCAGGAUCUGACUUUCUUCCCUAUGGCAAAUGACAUUGUUUGUUGGAAUUGUUGCUUUACUCAGUGAAAUUAUGUCUGAGCGAGUUAGUGGUUGUGUCACGUUGGUGCUGCAUGCAGGGGAGCAUCAGUGGUGUAAGGAGCAGGAUAAUGAUGAACAAUUCUCAACACAAAGCAUCUAUGUAACAGUUGUGUAUUUUUGUACAAAAAUGCCCCCUGCUGGUUUCAAAUAAAGUGUAUCUUUUUUUUUGUUUGUUUUA
This is a messenger RNA of Archocentrus centrarchus (flier cichlid), 690 nucleotides long. RefSeq names its product small EDRK-rich factor 2b (gene serf2b). NCBI's taxonomy places the organism in Eukaryota, Metazoa, Chordata, Actinopteri, Cichliformes, Cichlidae. The record is from RefSeq and is a predicted model, not a curated record. The coding region runs from base 149 to 337 and encodes 62 amino acids. The transcript has 3 exons.